This is a messenger RNA of Cicer arietinum (chickpea), 2610 nucleotides long. RefSeq lists its product as uncharacterized. The record is from RefSeq and is a predicted model, not a curated record. NCBI's taxonomy places the organism in Eukaryota, Viridiplantae, Streptophyta, Magnoliopsida, Fabales, Fabaceae. Gene Ontology annotation, molecular function: protein binding.
CAGAGAGAAAAAUAGUGCCUUUUUUUUUUACAGAGAAUCUUUGUGAGACAACAACCCUGACACAUUCAUUAUCUUCCAUUUCUAGAGAGAGAAAAUAGUCCAAAGUUUGAUUUUUGAAUUCUUUUUGUGAACUGAAACUGUUAAUUUGUUAUCUUAAACUUCAUGUCUUGUCGUUUUUUAGUUAAGUGUGAAGCUCGUUUACUUCUUACAUAGCUUCAGUAUACUUUUUUUUCCAAAGCUUGAUCAUCAAAUCACAUUCUAGGUGGAAGAUUCUUCUGAUUUUUAUUGUUUUUAUAAAUAUUUUGGAAAUUAUUAUUAUUAAAUGAGAUCAUGUGUGUUUUCUGUCUGUUUCUCAAUAAUGAAGAAGAAACCAUUUUUGGGUGUUUCUAAUUUUGAGAAAAGUGUUUCUGGGUCUUUGUCUUAGUGUCUUUGGAGAAUGAAAGACACGUUUUUUAUGAAGAUCAAGGUGUCUCUUCAUUCAUUAUUCUAGAAACAUCCCAAUAAUUUGUAUUAUUGUUGAGCCAUUUUCGUGUGUGUGUGUGUGUGAGAGAGAGAGAGAGAGAGAGAGAGAGAGUUAACUGUGAAGAUUAAGCCAAACCGGGUUGCUUUUCAGUUACUGGUUCUUUAAGAAAGACAAUGGAGAACAAGAGUGUUUUAGGCAUCAUAUGAUGACCAUAAACUCCUUGAAUAUUUUUUGACAAGACAAGUCAAUUUGAUUUCAGCUUCUUUGUGAUAAUCAUCAUUUACUUUUUGCUCCUACCAAAUCAAAGAUUAUGGUGGAAGAUGUUGAUUCACGUUCAACAGAAGAUUGGUUGUUACAUGCAAAGAAGCUUGUCCCUAUUGCUCUUGAUAAAGCAAAAGAGGUUAAAGGCUUUCUUUGUAGAUGGAAAAUGAUAAUUUCUAGAUUAGAACAUAUCCCAUCAAUGUUAUCAAAUUUAUCAAGCCAUCCGUGUUUCUCAAAGAAUGCUCUUUGCAAGGAGCAAUUGCAGGCUGUGUCGAAUUCACUCGGCGAAGCGGUCAAAUUGGCUGAAUUGUGUGUGAAGGACAAGUAUGAAGGUAAGCUUCAGAUGCAGAGUGAUCUCGAUGCGUUAACCGGUAAACUUGAUUUAAAUUUAAGAGAUUGUGGACUUUUGAUCAAAACUGGUAUGCUCGGCGAGGCUACUUUGCCAUUAGCUGCGGCUGUGUCUGCGGCCGAGUCAUGUUCUGUGGCAGAAUCAGAUGCUGCAGCACACAACAACAUAAGGGAAUUACUCGCGCGGCUUCAGAUCGGUCACUUAGAAGCAAAGCAUAAAGCUCUGGACAGUGUUGUUGAGGUUAUGAAAGAAGAUGAAAAGAAUGUUUUGGCUGUUCUUACUAGGAGCAACAUUGCUGCGUUGGUUCAAUUGCUUACAGCAACAUCAACAAGGAUAAGAGAGAAAACAGUUACUGUCAUAUGCUCGCUGGCCGAAUUGGGUAGUUGUGAGGAUUGGCUAGUUUCUGAAGGAGUUUUACCGCCUCUUAUAAGACUUGUUGAAUCAGGCAGUGCUGUAGGUAAAGAAAAGGCUGCAAUAUCACUUCAGAGGCUAUCGAUGUCAGCUGAAACAUCGCGUGAAAUCGUUGGACAUGGUGGUGUUUGUCCGCUUGUUGAGCUUUGUCGAACCGGUGAUUCUGUUUCGCAGGCUGCUUCGGCGUGUACGUUGAAGAAUAUAUCAGCUGUUCCAGAGGUGAGACAAGUUUUGGCUGAAGAAGGGAUUGUGAAGGUAAUGAUCAAUUUGUUAACCUGUGGAAUGCUGUUAAAUUCCAAAGAAUAUGCUGCAGAAUGUUUGCAGAAUCUCACCGCAAGCAAUGAGAGUCUAAAAAAAAGUGUUGUAUCAGAAGGUGGUGUUAGGAGUCUUUUGGUUUAUCUUGAUGGUCCACUUCCUCAAGAAUCGGCUGUUGCGGCAUUAAGGAAUUUGGUUGGAUCGGUUUCUGAGUCAACAUUGGUUUCGUUAGGACUACUUCCUCGUUUGGUUCACGUGCUGAAAUCUGGAUCCAUCGGAGCACAACAAGCCGCUGCAUCAGCAAUCUGCCGAGUUUGUAGCUCAACCGAGAUGAAAAGAUUGGUCGGCGAAGCCGGGUGCAUUCCUCUCCUUGUUAAGAUGCUUGAGGCUAAACAAAACAGUAGUAGAGAAGUUUCUGCACAAGCAUUAGCAAGCUUGAUGACUGUGUCUCAGAAUAGAAGAGAAGUUAAGAAGGACGAUAAAAGCGUGCCGAAUUUAGUUCAGUUGCUUGAUCCUAGUCCUCAAAACAAUGCAAAGAAAUAUGCAGUUUGUUGCCUUGGAUUGAUUUCUUCAAGUAAGAAAUGUAAGAAGCUAAUGAUCUCAUAUGGUGCUAUUGGAUAUCUUAAGAAACUUACUGAGAUGGAUAUUGCAGGAGCUAAAAAGCUACAUGAGAGAUUGGAAAGAGGGAAAUUGAAAAGUUUGUUUAGCAAGAAAUAGUGUAAAAAAGUGUUGCAUCCUUUUUUUGUAUCAUGAUGCAAAUGCAAAAUAGCUAUGAUUGUAUAAACUGGAAUGCACAAGCUUGCUGAUCCAUGUAUGUAUAUUGUAACCAAUGUUACAUUACAUAUAAUAUAAAUAUUUAAACUUUGUGUAA